AGCCCUCCUGAGGAGUCCGGGGCAGGGUGUUUGGAAGUUCCCCAAUGACCAGCCCAUGUUCCCCGCAGGAGCAGGCGCAGCUCCUUGACCUGGCGGCCAUGGGAGAGAUGGAGCAACUGCGGCAGGAGGCAGAGCAGCUCAAGAAGCAGAUUGCAGUAACCCCAGAGCCCUCCCAUUCAGGGUCCCCCCCCCCUAGCACUGAACCAGAAUCAGGAGGGAGUGUGGCCUAGGGGUGGGGGCUGGGUUUUCUCUUGAAUGACACCUGGAGACCACUGACCAGCCACCUCCCGAUCUUGGGUUGCAUACUGUCGACCCGAGCCCCAAACCCUCAUCCCUCGAGGCCCACCCCUCCCCUGCCCGUGCCCCUGUCUGAUGUCUGCUUCCCCUAGGGUGCCAGGAAAGCCUGUGCGGAUAGCACGCUGGCAGAGGUGAGCCCUCCUGUCCCCCGGAGGGCAGGGCGUGAGGGGUGAGGCUGGGAAUGCCCUGACCGGCCCCAAGCAGUUGGUGUCUGGCCUGGAGGUCGUGGGGCGAGUCCAGAUGCGGACGAGGCGGACACUAAGGGGGCACCUGGCCAAGAUCUAUGCCAUGCAUUGGGCCACUGACUCCAAGCUGCUGGUAAGCGCCUCGCAGGACGGGAAGCUGAUCGUAUGGGACACCUACACCACCAAUAAGGUGCACGCCAUCCCACUGCGCUCCUCCUGGGUCAUGACCUGUGCCUACGCCCCCUCGGGGAACUUUGUGGCAUGCGGGGGACUGGACAACAUGUGCUCCAUCUAUAGCCUCCGAUCCCGGGAGGGCAGCGUCAAGGUCAGCCGGGAGCUCUCCGCGCACACAGGUUACCUCUCCUGCUGCCGGUUCCUGGACGACAACAACAUCGUGACCAGCUCCGGGGACACCACGUGUGCGCUGUGGGAUAUAGAGACGGGGCAGCAGAAGACGGUGUUUGUGGGCCACACGGGUGACUGCAUGAGCCUGGCCGUUUCUCCCGACUUCAAACUCGUCAUCUCGGGGGCUUGUGACGCCAGCGCCAAGCUCUGGGACGUGCGGGAGGGGACCUGCCGUCAGACCUUCACGGGCCACGAGUCGGACAUCAACGCCAUCUGUUUUUUCCCCAACGGAGAGGCCAUCUGCACGGGCUCGGACGACGCCUCUUGCCGCCUCUUUGACCUGCGGGCGGACCAGGAGCUGACGGCCUAUGCCCACGAGAGCAUCAUCUGUGGCAUCACCUCCGUGGCCUUCUCGCUCAGCGGCCGCCUGCUCUUCGCAGGCUACGACGACUUCAACUGCAAUGUCUGGGACUCCAUGAAGAGCGAGCGCGUGGGCAUCCUGUCUGGCCAUGACAACAGGGUCAGCUGCCUGGGGAUCACGGCGGAUGGGAUGGCGAUGGCCACAGGUUCCUGGGACAGCUUCCUCAAGGUCUGGAACUGAGGAGGUUGCAGGCGAGGGAGGCAGAAGGCCAUGGAGACCCCCAGCUGCAUCUCCUUGAGGUUCCUCUUCUAUAUUCUGGCUGCUUUUCCCACCAAGCGUUCUGUCUGGCCCACAGGGGGGUUUGAGGAGUGUGCCCCUGAGAGACAGCAUCAAGACAGAGGUGGUGUCUUCUCCCUUGGUCUCCCCCUCCUCAUAGUCCCACAGCCUCCCCCUUACUGAGCAAGGACAACGGACCCUCUCCUGCUCCAGCCCUGCCAGGUCCAUUAGAGUCUCCAAGUCCGAGCUCUUUCCCCACGGCCACUACCAAUGCUCUGACCUGGGUGGUUCAGGUGGCUCAAUCUGGACCCUAGCUCUGACCUUGUGACAUCGCUCGGGUGCCGCUGGGGACCUGGUCCCCUUUUCCUACUGUCCUGUGUUCUCUCCUAAAGCACCUGUAAUAAAGUGUAGCGCCAUGCUA
Molecule: messenger RNA, 1885 nt
Organism: Echinops telfairi (small Madagascar hedgehog)
Lineage: Eukaryota; Metazoa; Chordata; Mammalia; Afrosoricida; Tenrecidae
Gene: GNB3
Product: G protein subunit beta 3
Exons: 8
Coding region: 538-1428 (296 amino acids)
Biological process (GO): G protein-coupled receptor signaling pathway
Cellular component (GO): cytoplasm; heterotrimeric G-protein complex
Molecular function (GO): signaling receptor complex adaptor activity; protein binding
Source: RefSeq, a predicted model, not a curated record